This is a messenger RNA of Tetrahymena thermophila SB210, 498 nucleotides long. RefSeq names its product transmembrane protein, putative. The record is from RefSeq and is a predicted model, not a curated record. The transcript has 2 exons. NCBI's taxonomy places the organism in Eukaryota, Ciliophora, Oligohymenophorea, Hymenostomatida, Tetrahymenidae.
AUGCUUUAUGCAGCUAAUUAUAACGCAUUAAUUAAGGAAAUCUAUGCUUUUUUAAUUCAAAACAUUAAAAUGAAUAAGUCUUUAACAACCUAAUAUGCUUAUAUCUCUUAAUAAGGGUUGAAAGUAGGCUUUGCAGUUUUAACAGAUCAAUCUAUAUCUUGGUAUUGUGAUUCUUUAAACAAUAAACCACUUUAGAGGUAAUUUAAAGUAUAUCGAGUAAAGUUCUUGCAUGUUUUAAUAAUUAUAUUGGCCUCCAAUAAAAUAAACUAUUCUAUAACAUUUUUCAAAAUUAGUAAAUAAAUAAAUACUAAUUUUUUUGUAAUUUUGAAAACGUACACUAACUAUUUAGCAUACAUUCAUACAUUUAAUUAAAUAUUAUUUAUUUUUAUUUAUUUAUCAAAGAUGUCAACAAAAAAAAUGAUUACAAUGAGCAAAGCUCUUAGAUAAAAUUAUAAAUAUCAAAAAUAUGAAUUUUUCUUUUUUUUCUAGGUAAAUUGA